Musa acuminata AAA Group (dessert banana) is the source of this 1290-nucleotide messenger RNA. Its product is annotated as protein S40-7-like. Lineage: Eukaryota; Viridiplantae; Streptophyta; Magnoliopsida; Zingiberales; Musaceae. The record is from RefSeq and is a predicted model, not a curated record. The transcript has 4 exons. Bases 275 to 997 code for a protein of 240 amino acids.
CGUUUGCUGUUGAGGUUGUGCGGUGCAGGCGCAGGAAAAAGAAUCCUGUAUGAAUUUGGAUACGUAUUAGGUUUCGUCCUUCACAAAUUAAUUAAAGAGUAUGAAACCGCACCCAUUGGGUCACGUUUCCACGGCUGCGAUCGCUCUCCAAGCAGCUGUGUUGGCGGCGUAAUCGAUCAAUCGGUGCCUAACAAGGCCCUGAAGGACGACGCCAAUUCGUUCGCCUAUCUCGCCGUAUUCCGCCGCCUUCCCUCGCUCCCAAACCCUUUGUUCCAUGGAGAGUUUCCGACACCACCGAUCUCCCAGCUCCGAACGAUUCCUCGCCCUCUUCUCCCCGCCGCCUCCCGACGACUCCAAUCCCACCACUGGCGUCGAGCUCCACGAGGCCGAAGUCCUCUGGACCUUCGCCCCCGACGACGCGGCCCCCCGGCCCGCCGUGACCGCGAACCCUAGCCGCACCCAUUUCCUCCCGCCCUCCGACCGCGCCGCUCUCCGCCGCCCUCUCGACCGGAGCUUCGGGAUCCUUGCGGCCCUGCCGGAGGACGGCUCCCCUGCCCCCGCCGCUGCCUCCCCCGCCCCUCUCCUCCAGCGGAAGCCCUCGAUCUCCUCCGCGUCCUCCUCCGCUUCCAGCACCCCGUCCUCUUCCUCCUCCUCCACCACCGCUGCGCGGAUGAUCUCGGCGAUCCCGAAGCCGAAGCCGGAGUGCUCGCUCUCUGUGCCGGCCGGGAGGACGCACCACCUGGCGCAGUCGCUCCCGGUCAACGUCCCGGUGGUCCCACGAAGGGCAAGGAGGUUCGAGAUGGAGGCCACAGAUGGUGCCGACGAUGGGGAUGGGCACGAGAUCAUGCCGCCUCACGAGAUCGUGGCGCGGACUUUUGGCAGGGAGUCGCCUAUGACGACCUUCUCUGUGCUCGAAGGGGCCGGUAGGACGCUCAAAGGAAGGGAUCUACGGCGCGUACGUGAUGCUGUCUUUAGGCAGACAGGGUUUCUUGAUUGAUGCAGUUUAUGGGACGAGUUCGGACUCGAGUUUGUAGAGAGCAAUCAGCAACUAUUUUGCUAUCAACUUUCAGAUGACUGAUUUCAUUGACAUGAUGUAUGGGGAGAUGCUGAAUGCUUAUCAUCAACGCUAUUGUAAAUACUCCAAGCCAUAGGUUGGCGCCGCUCACGUACCUCGACUCGUCGCCUCCCAAGUACGCCACCGCCUCCGCCACAUCCUCCGCCGUCGCCUUCACCCCCUUGAGGUUGGCCGACCUCUCCACAAACGCCUCCGUCGCCGCCUCAUCCAUCCCC